CGUGACAAGCUUGUCUGACAUAGCAAUGUUAAACUCGUGUCCGAGUAGGUCUCGCCCGUUUGUGACAGAGGCUGCCAGCCUCUUCUCGCCUCUUCUGCUAAUACAUGCAGCUGUGCUUGCGAGGUGCCUCUGUGUCAGACACGUGCUUGGCAUGUCACUGUCGUGCUCACUCCUCACUCCUCUCUCCUCUUUGUUGUCUGCUUCGCAUAUAUGAGUAUAUAUAGAUGCUGUGCUAUUUUGCCUGUUUUCACCGGCCACAUACAAUAUAUAACUUGGAUUGAUUGGUGCAGUACACGUGACCUUUGAACUUGUGUACGGUCGAAUUUGUGUCAUGGCAUGGGGAAUUCAGUGUCAACUCGAUGCGCAUUGCGCGCUCCGGUACGAGCCAUCAUUCGAUAAGUGAAACAAUCUUUUGAGCUGCCGCGUGGCUUCUGCCAGGUGAAAGCAGUCAAGUCCCGAUAUGUGUCUGCUGCUGGAAUCACUUGUCGUAAUGCCGUGCGUGUGUCUGCUGUUGGAGUUCUAUUUUCACUUUUUGAAGAGAAUUCCAGUUGCCUGCAUGUUCUCUGUCUCCUCUCAGUGCUCCCCUGUUUUUUGGUUGAUCAUAUUGCACGCCGUGGUUUCUUGGUGCGGCGUGGUUGAGGCCUUGCGGAUUACGUGUGACGCAUGUCCUCGACGCCUGACUCUGAAGCACGCGUACGCACAUUCAUAGAGAGAGAGAGGGGAAGAGAGAGAGUUGCGCGGUGACAACAUCGGGUCGGGGAUAGACAGGAGCUGCCCUUCUUGAGUCUGUCCUUGCGUGUUCUGGAAGUUUUUUCUUGUGGACAGCAUCUUGUGGGGCAUUACCAGUUGGUGAGGAUCACGAUAGUUUCUGUGAGUGAGGUUUCUCUCAAUUACCGGCUUUUUGCUGGUUCUUGCGAAGACGCCCACUCUUCAAGCGCGAAUGUUGAACGUUUUCGUCCGUGCCGGCGGGAACGCAAUGAGGUGGAUUGGUUCCGAACUCGCAGCAGCAGCAGCAGCAGGGAAUCGGAUUUGAUCGCCGACUUUCGUGUGUGUGAUUGGCGUGUCUCACCGUCUUACUCGGACGUCUUUCCGCAAGCAUGGCUAGCUUGCUAUUCUUGCUGUUGCCCGUCUGUUCCUUCUAAUCUGCCUUGUCCCUCUCAAAUCGUUCGUGAUAUGCUGGAUGGUCGUAUUUGAGUAGUGUACUUCACUGCAUUAUGAAGUGGAACGCCUCGUCUUUACGGAGGAGAACUUCAGUCGUGACGAGUGCAAUCCGUUAUUUGCCCAGGCUUCAGCGAGUCCGAUGUGGCUUUCGCGCCGGAAGGGCACGACUGUGCAGAGGUCUCGUGAAUUCGUGUUUCCAUUGCGCGCCGCAUCUCUCUUUGUGAAUGGGCGCGGGAAUGGAAGCUUGCUUCUUUUCCUUCGGAAGUGUUGUGUUCGCUUCGGGCCCUUCAAAUCGUCGUCCGUGAGGACCUGACCGGGAGAGUGUAUGGGUGUGAAAUUUAUUAGGUGCUUGUAGGUUGUAUCCGAUGGAGAUGGCUUCGGCAACGCCAUUCGGUGCCCGCCACGUCCUCCUUUGGGAGUUUGAGCCGGCCGUUCUGAGUGCGCACAACGAGAAGCAGUCGGCCGUAUUAUUAGCUCAGACAAACGUCGUUUUCGAAGAAGAUUCUAUUGCCCCGCCUUCCUUGCGGUCGGUCUCUCUUGAAGCAGUCCCCCUGUGGUCAAACAGUGUCCUGAGGAAGUGGUGGUGGUCUUGAUUCUGCUCGAGGACAUGGGGGAUGACCUGGUUUGAUGUUUGACAGGGUGAUCCCUUGGUCGGGUUCUGGUGUCGUGUGCGGUUGUCUAAUAAAAAAAGAGGCUGUGGCUGUAGCUCUGGUGAGGUGCUCCAGGUAGGAAUGUCGGUUCUUGGUCUUUGGUGGCAGAGUCGGAGAUUCCAGCGGAAGAAGGGUAGUUGCUGCGGACUGUUGGCGCGGCGGAUGUUUGAGGAAUAAUGGCGUCUUGUCGGUCAAUAAGCCGAUGGCAUUGCGGGCUUAGGUUGAUGAAGUUGUGCGGAGGCCAGUCUAACUCGUCAUCCAGAAUUCGGGGGUCUACUCGAGAGAGGUUUACAGUCAGUCCGUUGUGAUUAACUUUUGAGGGAGGGACAGCGCGGACGGGAGAAAGGGCCAGUUCUGAACCGUCUGAACUGCUCGGUGCGUGCGUGCCAGGGCUUGCGAAGUCGUAUUGACAAUGUGGAUUGUCUUUUUCUUUUUCUUUUGUUCUCCCAACAGUGUCGCUGUGCCCCAUUCGUUGACUCGGAUUACCUGUGGUGGCGAGCGUCUCCUCAAAAACCUGUCGAUGCAUGAUCGUGUUGGAGCUAACGACGCUGUGGGGAAAUGAUGCUGAUGUUGUCGGAAACGCGGUAUGCUGUUGAGAGCGGGGACGAAUACAUCAAGCUGCUUUAAGUAAGUCUGGCGGGAAACUCUUGUUGUUUCCUUUUCAAGGAGUAGGGGAUGCCAGGGCUGCUGUUAUUUAGUGCUGCACUUGGUUGCCAUCGGUUGAUUCCUCGUCAAUUGCUAUUGCUAGCUGCUAGCGUCCUGUUAGAACGAGAGAUUGCCAAUUUCCGGUGCUACCGCUAUGCUAGUUGCUGGAGAAGUCGUAGUCACUCCUGUUUGCCCAGCAGAUUGGACAAAUCGAUUUCGAACGCAGUAUUUCCACUCCUGGAGGGUAGAAUGCAUUGUUUGUUUUCGCUCCUGGAGGGUAGAAUGCGUCUUCUCCACUCGUGGAGGGUAUGUUGGGCUUGAAGGACAGACUUAUGGGGAAGCGGUGCAAGUCGUGGAGGUCGUGAUGACUGAGAGAAGUUGUCGUAGGCCCUUACAGAUGAUGGGAGGGACGAACAGACUUAUUCGUCGUCUAGGUAGUGCCAACAGUAGUUAGCUGCUGACGGAAGGCUGCAGAGCGCGUGGAAGGAGAGACACAAGAUAUUGAGCUCAGUUGGGUCAGCGAUGGAGAUUGGCAGACGUCAGAAAAGAGGAUAGAAGAGCGUGUUACUUUUUGCCCAUCUAUGUGCGUGAACUCCUCAUGCGGUAUGUUAGUGCUAGUGGAUGUAAUUGAGGGGCUAUGCAUUUCGCACGAGAGGCGAACUUGUGAAAUUCGAUAUGAUCAUGGAGGAGCUGCUUGAGCUCGUUAUUCUCUGUUCGUGUGGUAAGAUUGAGGGUGGGGAGGUGGUGUCGGAAGGUGCUUCUGAUUGGAGUCCUUGGGCGGCCAGGGCCGCUAUGUGGCUGUUGAGCAGGGCAGCUAGGCCGUCCGUAUCGGGGUGGGGGUGGUUCAAGGGCGUUGUUGAUGCCUGUCUCUGAUAGCCGUUGGGAAGUAUGUGCAUGCUGGAGAAGUUGAAGGGGAAAAAUAAGGGGUCGUAAAUCAACACUAAUUCGAAUUUUGGUGUAAGCUAUACCGGUGAGGGCCCGGUCCGUGGGAUGACAGUCGAACGUGGGUGACCUGCCUGCUUGUGCCAUCGUUUGUCACUCUUCGUGGGAUUGCACGUCUGCAUUGCGCUCUCCGGGUAUUGGAAAGGAAGGCGGUCGACGAAUUGGACAACUGGUUGUACUCUCCGGGUAUUGGAGAGGAAAGCUCUGUGAAAUGAACGAUCAGUCGUCUCGGGGGCUUGGGCAUUUGAUACGUGGAUGGACCUGCUUGGCGGGGGCAGGUCAGGCCUGCGUAGGGCUCCAGUUUGUGAAGUCUUCCUGCGAGCCUGGGACACUACGUUCGGCAAGAUUGACGAGGUAGGUUGGUUGUGUUGCUGGGUGCUUUUUAACGAACCGAGGUUACUCGUCCUUGGGACUGAAUGUGUGAACUCUCCAUCUCUCGUUUUGAAUUCUCCCUUGGGCUUGUGUCCCUUGCAUUUGGAAUUGAACGUGUGUGAUGUAAUGGAAUCUUAACGAGUGUUUUUUCCUCACUCUACCCUUGAACGGCCCGUGAACUCGCGUCAGCAAAUUUGGCGGUCUCGACCACUCUGGAAUCGAAUUCUCAGGGGAGCUACGCUGGGCAAUUUCCCCCGUAGAAGUGCGGCGUUAAAUUCUGCGCACUUUUCCAGUGGCAAUCGGACACUCUCGUCGGUACGAAUCUUCCCUUCGUGGUGUGCUUUGGAGUGUAGUGUACUUGCGUCCAGGCUGUCUGAGCGAUGCUUUCCGUUCUUGGCCCAAGUGGACUGGCGCAGUGUGUUGCGGACUGGGUGAGAGUAUGACAUGUCGCUUCAGAAACCCGCUGCAUUCGCCUAGGAGGUUUGGCGGGGAAUCUUCAUUCUGGAUGACGGCACAGUGUUCCCAGUGAUAACACAAAACUGGAUACGGUGGCUUCCCGUGGUGAACUCGGGGAAAUCAGUGCUGCGAGUGGAAAUGCACUAACCUGUCUGCGACAGCUGGAGUUGGGGUAGGGAUGAGCACCGGUGCCGCGAGUGGGAAGGCACCCAGCUGUCCGCCGCAGCUGGAGUUGAAGAAGAGGGAUGGUCAUCCGUGAGAGAGGCUGAUAUUAAAAUUCUUUUGAAGAUUGGCGGGAGGGCGUGCCAUGGAGUGCAGUUCGUACCCCCUUUUUAUUAUGUCCACUUUCUUUUUCUGGGCUUCCCUGGCAAAUCGUAUACCGGGCAUUGGUGGAGAUCGUUGGGGCACCGGGAUCUGAAAAGGAAGCGCGUGCGAACAGAAGGCGCGUGUGACAAGAGGGUUGGACUAGGAUUCUUCCAGGACUGGCUUUGCGUUGAGACAUGGCAUCAAGACUGUUCUUGAGGCGUAGUUGGGAAUGUCUCUCUCUCUCUCUCCCCCCUCUCUGUGAAGACGAAUUAUGGGAAGAGAUGAGCCCCGGCUGGAGACGGAUAAUGAAUGCCGUAUAGCGUG
Molecule: messenger RNA, 4856 nt
Organism: Chara braunii
Lineage: Eukaryota; Viridiplantae; Streptophyta; Charophyceae; Charales; Characeae
Source: the annotation of a GenBank genome assembly